Molecule: messenger RNA, 2037 nt
Organism: Pseudovirgaria hyperparasitica
Lineage: Eukaryota; Fungi; Ascomycota; Dothideomycetes; Acrospermales; Acrospermaceae
Product: phenol hydroxylase-like protein
Exons: 2
Coding region: 1-2037 (678 amino acids)
Molecular function (GO): FAD binding
Source: RefSeq, a predicted model, not a curated record
AUGUCAAACUAUGACAUCGUCAUUGUUGGUGCUGGGCCGGUGGGUCUGAUGCUAUCGUCGUGUCUGGCAAGAUGGGGAUACAAGAUCAAACACAUCGACAACAGAGCAGAACCGACGGCGACCGGCCGCGCAGACGGCAUCCAGCCCCGAUCACUGGACCUGCUCCGGAACAUGGGACUCAAACGACAGAUCAUGGCACACGAGCCUGCGAAAGUUUACGAGGUGGCCUUCUGGGACCCUGCAUCCAAGGGGAUUGAGAGGACUGGCACGUGGCCCAGCUGUCCAAAGUUCAUCGAUGCGCGAUAUCCGUUCACGACGCUGCUGCAUCAGGGGCUGAUAGAGCGGGUGUUCAUCGAGGACAUUGAGAAGAACGGCACGCACAUUGAUCGUCCGUGGACAAUCACUGGCUUCAAGAACGACGGCAAGGAUCCCAAGUAUCCUGUUGAGGUCAGCCUGGCGCACGUGGACGGCUCUCAAAAGGAGACGGUGCGAGCAAAGUAUCUGUUCAGCGGCGAGGGCGCCAGGAGCUUUGUGCGCGAGCAGCUCAAGAUUCCCAUGAUCUACAGAGACCCUAUCGCGCAUGUUUGGGGUGUGAUGGACGGUGUCGUCCGGACGAACUUCCCCGACAUCAAGAUGAAAUGCACCAUCCACUCCGACACCGGGUCCAUCAUGGUCAUCCCGCGCGAAAACAACAUGGUCCGGCUGUACAUCCAGAUCGCCUCGUCGACAGACAAGGACUGGAACCCGCGCAAGACGGCAACGGCAGAGGAAGUGCAGGCGCACGCCCAGCAGAUCUUCAAGCCCUACCACAUCUCCUGGGACCGCAUCGAGUGGUUCUCCGUCUAUCCGAUCGGGCAGGGCAUCGCGGAGCGCUACACGCUCGACGAGCGCGUCUUCAUGGGCGGCGACGCCUGCCACACGCACUCGCCCAAGGCCGGCCAGGGCAUGAACACGGCCUUUCUCGACGCCGUCAACCUGGCCUGGAAGAUUCACCACGUCGAGGCCGGCCUGGCAUCGCGCGCCCUCCUCGCAACCUACGAGUCCGAGCGGCGCGAGAUUGCAGACUCGCUCCUCGCCUUUGACGCCAAAUACGCAAAGCUCUUUUCCGAACGCCUGCCGUCCGCCGGCGAAGUCGGCGCCGCAUCCUCCACAUCCACAUCAUCCCCCCCCGCCGCCCCCGAAAACGCCUUCAUAACCACCUUCAAAGAAUCCUGCGAAUUCACCUCGGGCUACGGCGUCGCCUACGCGCCCAACCCGCUCAACUGGUCCCCCGACCACCACCCCUUCCAGCACCCGCUCUUCCGCUCCCGCGCCGGCACCGGCACCGGCACCACCACCCUCCUCCGCCCCGGCCGCAUCCUCCCCCCGGCCACGGUAACCCGCGUCGUCGACGCAAACGAGCGCCACCUCGAGCACGAAAUCCCGCUCAACGGCGCCUUUCGCCUCUACGUCAUGGCCGGCGACGCCGUGCACCGUGCGCCUGCGCGGGCCGCGCUCGCGGAUUUCGCGGCUUGCGUGGCGGCAAAGGGCUCGUUUUUGCGCUGUUUUGCGAGGCCCGGUGCGUUUGCGGAUGGUGCUGGUGUCUCCUCGUCUACGGAUGGUGCUGGUGUCUCGUCUUUGGAUGCUGCUGCUGCUGGUGAUGCUGCCGAUGAUGCAAGCACCGCGUACGCCGCAUCCCCAGCAUCAUACCACGAGCGGCACACGCCGCACUCGCCCUUCUUCAGCCUUGCGAUCGUGCUGGCGGCCGCGCGGCGCGAUAUCGACAUUGCGCGCGAUGUGCCGGGGGUACUGGCGCGGUAUCGCGAUAGCGUGUAUGCGGAUGAUGUGUGGGAUGCGCGGGUGCCGGAUGCGGGGGCGGCGGCGCAUGCGAAGUUUGGGGUUGGGACGGAGGAGGGUGCGGUGGUGGUGGUGAGGCCGGAUGGGUAUGUUGGGUGUGUGGUUGGGUUGGUGGAGGGGAGGGGGACGGUGGAGGCGUUGGAUGGGUAUUUUGGGGCGGUUGUGGGGAGGCGGAUUGGGGGGGAGAGGGCGGGGUUGUGA